AUGACGACGGCUAGAAUUUCACGGGCGGCUGUGCCGUUCAUGAGGAAGCUCAGAAAGCCCACAGUACCCGCUGCUAUGAGAUGUGUGCAUCAAAGUACUCGAUUACCUGCGAUGGCAGCGUCCAACUCGGGGACGAGACCGAUACUACAGCCAUUACAUCAACCAUCUAGUAUGCUGAAGCCUACAGCCAUAGGCGGCACACGCAGCAUCUACAUCCAGACGGAGACCACGCCGAACGUGAACGCUCUGAAAUUCGUGCCUAACCACCCGAUCCUCCCGGAAGGGCUAUCGACCCCCUUCAUCGAAUAUAUGAAUGCGAGAUCGACCGUUGCCCCACCCCAUCCGUCGCCGCUGGCUGCGCAGCUGAUGAAUGUUGAUGGGAUUACUUCGGUCUUCUACGGUCCUGACUUCAUCACCGUGACGAAAGCCGAAGAUGCCAAUUGGGGCUAUGUGAAGCCAGAAGUGUUCGCUCUGAUCACCGAGGCUGUGACAUCUGGGGCGCCAAUUGUCAAUAUCACGGAGAACAAGUCGGGGGAGAGUGGGCAGGAGGGGGGCGAGGAGGAUAGCUUGAGCUACAAUGAGAAUGACAGCGAGGUGGUGGGCAUGAUCAAGGAAUUGCUGGAGACGCGGAUUCGGCCGGCUAUCCAGGAAGAUGGCGGCGAUAUCGAUUUCCGGGGCUUUGAUGAGGAGAACGGAGAGGUGAAGUUGAAGCUUCGUGGGGCGUGCAGAACCUGCGAUUCGAGUACGGUUACGCUCAAGAAUGGGAUUGAGGGGAUGUUGAUGCAUUAUAUUGAGGAGGUGAAGCUCGUGACGCAAAUAUUGGACCAGGAAGAAGAGAUUGCUCUGCUAGAGUUCGAAAAAUUCGAAGAGAAGUUAAAGAAGCAGGGUGCGGCAGCAGGAUAG
Messenger RNA from Venustampulla echinocandica, 903 nucleotides. RefSeq names its product NifU-like protein. The record is from RefSeq and is a predicted model, not a curated record. The transcript is spliced from 2 exons. Gene Ontology annotation, molecular function: iron-sulfur cluster binding; iron ion binding. NCBI's taxonomy places the organism in Eukaryota, Fungi, Ascomycota, Leotiomycetes, Helotiales, Pleuroascaceae. Gene Ontology annotation, cellular component: mitochondrion. Gene Ontology annotation, biological process: iron-sulfur cluster assembly. Bases 1 to 903 code for a protein of 300 amino acids.